AUGGCUGAUGCACUAGAUACAAAACUCAGAUACAAACGGGGAACUUGCUUUGGAUGUAGAAAGUGUUUGUAUUGUGGAGUUGAUUUACAAAAGCAAAAAUGCAAAUGUGAUAUAACGAAGCCACCUCAUAGAGGCAAUCAAACUGACGCUGUCAAUUGGACAGCAGAUCAAACCUCUUUCAUUUAUGAUAAAAUAGUAAAAUAUAACUAUGAAGUGAAUUUAAAGGAGCCUUUUAAUUUUUCACUCUGUUCACGAUGCAAUAAUGGGUUGCUUAAAUUAAAAUUGACAAAAAAAAAAUUACUAUCUGAUUCGGUAAAGAAAACAGUUAAACAUCCUUCUAAGAAGAUUAAAUUUGAACAUGAAAUAUAUGAUCUUACUUUAGCAGAGGAUGAAGGUUUUUAUAAUUCAAUAGAUUUUCUUGAAUUAGAUGAAACUAGUGAAGAGGAUAUAGACAUAUGUAACCACAAAGAUAAUCGCAAAGAUAACUACACAGAUGGCCAUACGACAACUACGUCUAUACAGAUGAUUACACAGUGUAAACCAAAGAAACUAUAUCUUCCAGGAAAUUGGUGA
Molecule: messenger RNA, 573 nt
Organism: Racocetra persica
Lineage: Eukaryota; Fungi; Glomeromycota; Glomeromycetes; Diversisporales; Gigasporaceae
Source: the annotation of a GenBank genome assembly